Messenger RNA from Opisthocomus hoazin, 3235 nucleotides. Lineage: Eukaryota; Metazoa; Chordata; Aves; Opisthocomiformes; Opisthocomidae. The record is from RefSeq and is a predicted model, not a curated record.
GCACAGAUCCAAUUUUGGAUGACGUAGGUGAUGCCUUCAAGCUUAUGGGGGUUAACCUGCACGAGCUAGAAGAUUAUAUACACAAUAUCGAACCUGUCACUUUUGCACAUCAAAUCCCUUCGUUUCCCGUCAGCAAGAACAAUGUCCUGCAGUUUCCCCAGCCGGGAAGUAAGGAUGCGGAAGAAAGGAAGGAGUACAUCCCUGAUUAUAUGCCACCUAUUGUCUCCUCUCAGGAAGAAGAGGAAGAGGAACAGGUGCCUACUGAUGGAGGUACAUCUGCAGAGGCCAUGCAGGUGCCACUGGAAGAAGAGGGAGAUAUGGAUGAGGAUGAGGCAAUUAACGAUGAGAACUACUUGAGCAAGAGACCAUUAGAAAGUCCUGAUGCUGAGGAAUUUCCACCUGUGAAACGGCCAAAACUAUCUGUUUCCAAAGGGGACACUUUGGAUGGAGCUUUGGAACCACGUGAGCCUCUUAGCUCAAUAAAUACUCAAAAAGUACCACCAAUGCUUUCUCCAGUUCAUGUUCAGGACAAUACAGACUUAGCCCCUCCUUCACCAGAACCACCAAUGUUGGCUCCCAUUGCAAAAUCGCAAGUGCCAGCUCCCAAAACUUCAGAGGCAAAGCCAUUUGUACCCAAAACAAAGUCCAAAACAAGUUCUCCAGGACAGAAGACAAAAUCCCCUAAAACUACGCCCUCACCAGUGGUAACUGGAAGUCCCAUACGUUCACCAAAAACUGGAUCCAAAGAAAAGAAGUCACCAGGUCGCAUCAAGAGCCCGAAAAGUCCUAAAAGUCCAAAGGUUCCUGCUCAUGUUCCCCAACCACCUGCAAAGCCUGAAACACCAAGCAGAACCCCUCUGGCUGCAUUAAGUGACAAGAUAGGAAAGGAAAACAUUCAAGUAAAACAAGGACAGACACCACCUGAGCCUGCCACCAAGCCAAAUAUUGAAAACCAGACUAAGAAAGUGCCAGUAAUGGACAAGACCAUUGAUGAUUCAAUCGAUGCUGUGAUUGCUCGUGCAUGUGCAGAACGAGAACCGGAUCCCUUUGAGUUUUCCUCUGGUUCCGAAUCAGAAGGGGAAAUAUUUACCAGUCCUAAAAGACUUUCUGUUUCAGAGACUACAACUCCUAAACCUUCUGUUUCUGCCAAUAAUGCAAACAAGGCAGGAGCAACUCCAGUACCCCCCUCAGGUGGGACUUCAAGUUCAGACAUUUCAUGGACAAUGGAUGACUCAAUUGAUGAGGUCAUUCGAAAGGCAAACAUGGGGACACCUUCUAAUCCACCUACCAACUUCACUUAUUUCUCCUCUCCAUCUGCUUCACCGCCAACUCCAGAACCUCUUCUCAAAGUCUAUGAGGAGAAAACCAAGUUGGCUUCAUCAGUAGAAGUGAAAAAGAAAUUGAAAAAGGAGCUGAAGACAAAAAUGAAGAAGAAAGAAAAACAAAAGGAAAAAGAUAAAGAGAAAAACAAGGAGAAAAGUAAGGAGAAGGAAAAGAACAAGGAGAAGGAUAAAGACAAGGAAGGAAACAAGGAAUCGAAGUUUCAGUGGAAGGAAGUGCUCAAAGAAGAUGAUCUUGAUCCCUACAAAUUCAAACUAAAGGACUUUGAGGAGGCUGACACAAAAGUGAAGUUGAAAGAUGGCAAUGCCAAAAAAGAGAGAGAAAAACAUAAAGAUAAAAAGAAGGAGAAGGAGAAAGGCAAAAAAGACAAGGAUAAGAAAGACAAAGAGAAACUUAAAGAUAAGGGUAAGGAAGAUAAGAUAAAGGCUCCAUCAGCACCUCUUGUGUUACCUCCCAAAGAAAUGUCUUUGCCCUUGUUCAGCACACCAACUGCCAUGAGGCUUCCCAGCAUGUUACCUUCUUUGUCUCCAAUGCUUCCUGAAAAACUGUUUGAGGACAAAGAGAAACCAAAAGAGAAGAAGAAAGACAAAAAAGAGAAGAAGAAAAAGAAAGAAAGGGAGAAGGACAAAGAAAAGGAAAAGAAGGAAAAGGAAAAGGAGAGGAAAGAAAGAGAAAAGAAAGAGAAAGAAAAAGAGAAACACAAACAUGAAAAGAUAAAGGUGGAACCAGUUGUUCCAGCUCCCUCACCGGUUAUUCCUCGGCUGACAUUAAGAGUGGGUGCAGGCCAAGACAAGAUAGUCAUCAGCAAAGUGGUGCCAGCUCCAGAGGCCAAACCUUCCACUCCCGUGAGCCGGCCCAAAACACCUCCGCCCGUGCCGUCACCCGUACCAGCCCCUGUUCACGUCACCCCUCCUUCAGCUCUAGCUCCUCCUCCUCCACAGGCCACCGUCUCGCCGGCCCUGAUCCCCCCGCCCUCCCCAGCCGUCUCGGCGGCAGGAGCCUCCAAAGCUCCGGUCAGGAGCGUGGUGACCGAGACCGUCAGUACUUACGUGAUCCGAGACGAGUCGGGUAACCAGAUCUGGAUCUGCCCUGGCUGUAACAAGCCAGAUGAUGGCAGUCCAAUGAUAGGUUGUGACGACUGCGAUGAUUGGUAUCACUGGCCUUGCGUCGGGAUCACGACUGCUCCGCCAGAAGAGGUGCAAUGGUUCUGCUCCAAGUGUGCCAGCAAAAAGAAGGAUAAAAAACACAAGAAGAGGAAGCACAGGGCUGACUGAAGGCUUCGCGGCGGGUUGGAGUCGCGCGGUCGCCGCGGCCCCCGCUGCCCCGACUCCGUUGCAGGGGGGAUCCAGCCUCCUCGUGUCUCGCCCUCCCUCUUCGGCUGGCCGGGGGGGCGGUGAUUCGGGGGGCGGGGAGAUGGCUCUCCCGUGGGGACUGUUGCGUUUCGCAGACCGUCCGAGCCCGGGCCGCUGGGUUUGGUACGUUCUGAUGCUGCCUUUCACCUACCGAGGGGAAUUUGCACAGAGCGAUACGAAGACUUCGGUAGUUCACGGUACCGCUCCCGCUCCCGUGGCUCGGCAGCAACAAAGAUGAAUGUUGUAAAUACAGAUCCCUGUCCUAUCCUUUCUCGAUUUGUUAUUAAUCCCUCUUGAACCUUUGCAGUAAGGUGCCUAGAGGAGGAGAAAAUGUAAAUUGCAGUAAGUUGUAAACUGAGGAGACCUUCUGGAAUGAUUUCUGUUGUCUGGAUGCAGUUCAGCCUCUGCUCCCGCUGAGCCAGAUAAUCGUAAUGUGGAAAUAAAAAGUGGCUGGUAAAUAUUUUUGUGACGAGAAUAUAUGAAGCUUUUUUCCUUGAUUUUUAGUACUAACAUAAAAUAAACACGUUCAAGCUUUUGUGAUA